Messenger RNA from Phaedon cochleariae (mustard beetle), 746 nucleotides. The record is from the annotation of a GenBank genome assembly. Lineage: Eukaryota; Metazoa; Arthropoda; Insecta; Coleoptera; Chrysomelidae.
UUGGGAAUGGUUCGAAAACUUUAGGGUCUCGUCUUUAAUUUGGCCAAACACGUACCGGAAAUCUGUCGGGUUUGUCAAUGUCAACAUUGUCAACUAUACUAUCUGUCAAGUGUCAAGUGACUCUUCUAUUUCCUUUCGUAAUUUUUCAUGAUGCAGACUGGACAAACACAAAAGCCCAAAAAGGAACCAAUCCAUUCUGUCCAAGUGUUUGGCAGAAAAAAAUCAGCGACCGCUGUUGCUUAUUGCAAACGAGGCAGAGGUGUACUCAGAGUAAAUGGCAGACCUUUGAGCCAAAUAGAGCCAAGAAUGCUCCAGGACAAACUACAAGAACCCAUCCUACUCUUAGGAAAGGACAAGUUUUCUGCAGUGGACAUUAGGGUAAGAGUGAAUGGUGGUGGACAUGUAUCACAGAUUUACGCCAUCAGGCAAGCAAUCUCCAAAGCCUUGGUAGCAUAUUAUCAGAAAUAUGUUGAUGAGGCCUCAAAAAAAGAGUUGAAAGAUAUCCUUAUCCAAUAUGACAGAACUCUGUUAGUUGCUGAUCCUCGUCAUUGUGAACCCAAGAAGUUUGGUGGUCCAGGAGCCAGAGCUCGCUACCAAAAAUCCUACCGUUAAGUUCCAUAGCUGUAAUAUUGUGUUUUUUGUAUUUAUGAGGAUAUUUACAAUAAACAUAAUUCAUUUAUAAAUGAAUAAUCUAAUUCUUUACAUCAGUAACAUGAUUUCCUAUGAUGCAUUUUACAUUCUGAUGA